Trichobilharzia szidati is the source of this 5222-nucleotide messenger RNA. The record is from the annotation of a GenBank genome assembly. Lineage: Eukaryota; Metazoa; Platyhelminthes; Trematoda; Strigeidida; Schistosomatidae.
AUGAGUGACGAAGAGAAUUUGAGAAAGAUUAUGAUGGUGGGUUUUGUCGAUGAGGACGAUAUAAGAGCUGUUCUAAAGUCCUGCAGCUCAGAUGUAAACGAAGUACUUUCUGUAUUAGCGUCUGAAGGCAUAUAUUCGAAGAAUAAUAGUGCCUUCACACCUGAAAAGGGUUCAAAUGAUGCUAAACAGUUAUCGGAGGGCGAACGCAAUGAAACCAGUGGUACCGUUUUAGAUGAAAGUACAAGUCCACUUGAUAAACUGGUUAAGGAUCAUGAUAUAAGUCAUGGUUUUACUUCAUCUGAAUUCAACAGACUUCAGAGUCAAAUUUAUACUGAACAAUGGGAUAUACCUUGUUUGAGAUCACAAUCGCUUGGUCUCUGUUUGUUGGGUACCAUCCAUGAAAUAAGAUUUAAUGGUUUGAAAACAUUUGAUUUGUAUCCUGAGGCCCAAAGAUUCUUGACAAGUUGUCUGAAGGAAUGCGUUACCAAACAAGCAUUUAUUUGGUUCUCGUCAUGCUUGAAUUUUCUUGACACUGAUGCUCAAACAUUCGUCUUCACAAAAGUAAUUUUGAAAUCAAAUCCUGCGUUAUUUCGUCCAAUCGCUGGGUUUGAAUGUUUUAAAGGCUUUUUUGAGAAAGUCAAUUUAAACGAAGGUCGUAUGAAACAGGUGGCAAAAUCAUGGCAUGUUGAACGACCCGAUCUAAUUGGAUUAGAAUUUUUAUGGGAUCUAUAUCUAGCCCUACCAUCAUCUGAUGCAAGUCUAGACGGUGGGCAUUCAAAUCGUCCUGUGGAGGCUGAUGCGACGUCCACCGUUAUUGAUGCAACAACUGGAAACAAGCCGAAUCUUGGUGAUUCGUCUAAAAUUCAGACUGUACCUGCUGUAGUAUCAUAUUCGUUGUCGUCAUCAUCGGUAGCAGCAGCAGCAGCGUCAGCGUCAGUAUCACCGUCUGCAGCAUUAUCAAGUAGUGCAAAAUCAACACCUGAUGCAGCAAAACCAGCUAGAUUACUUUUGUUAAAUGUUCACUGGGGCCAGUUAGCACCAAAGUUGAGACGUGAUCCAGAAUCGUGUUACCGUCGUUUCUUUGAUACAUGCAGACGUAGACUAGAAGCUAAUUAUGCUUUGGGGCGCGGUUUAGUCACUGAAUAUGGCGUCACAUCAGUCCUGGCAGAAACUGGUGAACUGUUAGCUGCACUGAUGUUGGGCAUUGGACCGGCGACAAAAGCAAAACACUGCAGUCGUACUGCAGCUAAAUUAGCUAUACGGCGUUUACUCGGAUUAGUCUAUGCCUUUAUUCAGUCAGUUGAGGAUGAAAUGUUUGGUUCUCGUACUCAGCAUCCGAACUGGAAACCUCAUGGUUGUACAUAUCGAGGUUGGGAUAUGCCAUUGCUUGUUAAAGUUGAAACUGUUAAACAAGGCCAGUCGUCUCUUUCAACUAAUAAUCCUUCGAUUUGUUUAAAUCAAACUGGGAAUAAAUUGUCUUCUAGUAAUACUAAUCUAUUAGGCGAUUCUUAUCAGUAUUCAGAUCUUAGCGAUGAACCAAUAUUACUAUUAGCGCAUUCAAAUGAACCGCUUAGUUCAAUCAGAGACAGAGCUUAUCUUGCCUCAAGUGCAUAUUUGUUCGCCUUUCAAUCUCAGUCGAAUUAUCGACAAGACAAUAAUUUAUCUCCAUCGUGGACAGCAGCUACACUAUCACUUGAAAAAGCACCAGAACCAAAAGUCUCCUCACUGUCUUCAUCUUCAAAGGAACCAGUUGUGAGGACUAUGCUUUCAAACGACAUAUCAAUUCAACGUAAUGAAAUUAAAUCAGCUGGUAGAGAGAAAUCACAGCUACUAGACACUGUUUUAAAUCGAAUGCCUAUUGGUGAACUUGGAUUUCAGGUUGGUCGUCAUUUAAUUGUUCGAUUUUAUGCAGAGUCGAACAGUCGUUCACGUAGUCGGAUUAGCAAUACAAGUGUUGUUUCUUCUGUAGCCACACCACCACAAGGAAUGUCAAAUAACUCCCUGUACAGCAGUUCAUUUUCAUUGGCUGGUGCUUAUUCGUCUACACUGGAAUUAACAAAUGAAAGUUUAAAUAAUCCUACUAAUACUGUUUCGAACAGGUAUACUUUAGCACACGAUGAAUCAACUGGACUUUUAAGUUCUUUCAGAAAACGUUUAGAAAUCCCGUCUAUCGGAAGUAAUCUAAUGUCUAGAGGUUCCUCAAUUCUCAGUUUAAAUACAAAACAAUCAUUGGCAGAUUUAUCAGUUGAUUUGUCGAAUACAAAUCAGUCAGUGUCAGCGAAUACUUCAAGUGUCAAUACUGUUCUGCCGAGUAUAUGCUUAGGUCAAGAUUCAGCAGUUUAUGAACUUCUCUUUGAAUUAGCUGAAUCAGAACUUCUCUGUCUUAAUUCACAGUCGGGGAAAAAGCUGCAUUCUUCUACAGGAACAUCAUCUGGGGCAUAUUUUUCUUCAACAUUUAGUUUUAUUCAUCCUGUACGUUUAUUGUUAGCCUGUUUGCCAACAUUUAAAUCACUUCGUUAUGGACGCAAUGGUAGUGGAAGUGUGCAUUCACAAUAUAAUCUGGUGUGUAAUCCAUACACACUAUUGAAUUCAUCGCCUUAUCGUGUUCUCUACAAACUACAACUGCUUAGUUCCACACUAAUUCCCGUGGAUUCAACUCCAUGGUGGGAAACAUCUCCAGGAUGUUUAUUGUCACCACCGUCUGUAACUUGCUUUAUUAACUAUCCUUUUCAAUCUAAAAUUAUCUCACGAACUUAUAAACCUAUGGAACCGAUUUCAAUGGGAAGUAAUAUAAGAUCAGGUGGAACAGUCAGAAGAUCUUCUCAAACGCGUUUAUCACCAGUUGUAGUCAAUGCGGACGAGUGCAAGUCUGAUUGGUUUUUGUCUGUUGAUGCAAUAAAUGUCAGCUCUCAAAUGACCAAUUCCACUUCAGCACCAUCUUCACCGGUACUUUCAUCACGUCGGAGUUUAAAAGUAUUUUCAUCACUUGCACGUGCAAAUGAUGUGUUCUCAUUGAAAGGCAAAUCACAAAAAAACGCUACAAAAGAUUUAAGUAUGGGUGUUGAUGCCACAAUUAUUGAAAAUCUCGAGACAUUGGUCCAGCUACUCGAAAGGAAUUUAACUCCCUUCUCCACUGAAUCGCCGUGUAAAAAUGUGAAUGCAUGCAAAAAGCACACAUCUCAAUUUCCCUUGACAUUUCGUUCGCAUCAAACGCAUCGUCAUUUCGACACAAGUGAAGGUGAAAUCCUAUUGUCCAAAGAAUCACAUAAUACAGCAGUGGAUAAUGCAUAUUGGUGGAGACGUGAAAUACGACAUUUGUGCCUACAGAUGAUUGCCUCUUUACUCAAUCCAAUCACUUUAGGCGAUGUCAAUAAUCACGGUAGUAGUAGUAGUGAUAAAAAUAAUACCAGUGAGUUUGCAAUAGCAGCACAUAAUUCAUAUAAGCGUAGUGCAACACCAGAACUGGUAGCUGUAUUACCAGCCGAUGCAUUGGUGUAUCAGAUGUCCCCUUCAUUGGCAAUGAGUUUACUGAACACCUUGUUAGAAACUGCUUUAGUCAGUGCUGGUAUCGAUACAGAAUUACUGGAUCAUACGCAUGCAAAGCAAGCACCUAAUUUGUCGUUAGCUUCGCUGCAUUCUGUGCACAGAUCAAAUAUGUUCUUAUCGCAUGUGGACAGUAGAUCGGGUGUUGCCGGUAUCAUUGAAACAAUCUCCUACUUCGGAAGACAAGUUCUGUUUCAAGAUAUUGAAAAUGAUAUAUCAUGGUUUAGAAAUAUGAUGGAUUUUGACAGAAAUUUGAACGCGCAUAAAGUUGCUCUUUCCGACUGUCUGUUGGCUGGUCACCUGAAUUCAAUUCGACUAAUCUGUGCACAGGCUGUGGCUUGUGUCAGUAGUCAUUUUCUGUGCACAUUCAAUAGUGGAUCAGGUGCACUGACCACGACAACAAAAACAACAUCAACAACCGCACCAACAUCAACAACAAAAUGUCUGAAAAAGCAAGCGACCCUGAUAGAUCAGCCAGCUUCUGGACUGAACAGUUUCAACUAUUCACGAAAAGAAUUCAACGCCGACAGCAGUCAGUUAUUACCACCGGUACAAUUGUUAGAAGCAUUGGCGAAAACCGAUUUGUCAGUAGUUAAUGAAAGUGACGAUGGCCUGCAUCAGUUGACUGUAAACAAUGAAUUCACAGAUACUGUGAUACCUAUUCAUUCUAGUGUAGCUAUGAAAAUAGCUACUCAAGCUUUAUAUUUAUCAAGAGAUUUCAUAUGCUAUCUUGUAGUGGAAUGCUUGUUCCCUGCGGCUAGAUAUCUACUGUCUGAUCAAACAGCGAAAGAAUUAUCAGUAUUGUUAAAUGCAUCAAAGUUGACAUCACAGAGGUGUUCUAAACGGGAACGUCUUCGGCGUACACUGUCUGUAUUGUUUAGACAUUGUAAUCUGCCACAGUUGGAUGUAUUUAAAAGUGCUCAGCCUUUAACAAAGAAAACCGCUUUGGCCUUUUUAAGUUUUGUCUGCCGUAUAGACUGUCAAAGUUUAGAGAAGCUGGUUAAUUUACUUAUUCUUUUGCAUCAUUCACAUAAACCUGAUCAAAAUGGCACAGGUGCUGGUGUUUUGUCGACUUCACUUCGUACAUCUGAGACAACAUUUGAUCCUGGCGCAUAUCACCAAAUUACAGAUGAGCUAUCAAGUAAACAGCACCACAAAACAGAAAAUCUGGUCGGUAAAACACUGGAAACGAAUCAGCCAAGGACUUAUCCAGCAAAAAUUAUGCAAGAGAAAGUGAUGAUUCAUCGGACACACGCUGAGGAGACAACUAAGUGACAUCGUGCUCCAGUCCCUCAAGUGGAACCCUAAUGCGUAACGACGAGUUGGAUGUUCGAGUGUGAGAUGAAGGAGGAGGAGGAGAUGGAAACCUAUGGGUAAAGGUGGGGCCAGCUAAACAGGAUUUCAGGAAACAGGAAGAAAUGGAAACACAUCGAAAUACCGGAGCUGUGUGUUCAAAAGAAACUGGUACAACCGCAAACAUUUUGUAACAGCAGAAGGCAAGACACGGAAGCCAAGUUUUAGUUGUCUAUGGAGUCCAUGGAUUGGGUUCUCUUGUCAUUCGAAACUCAUCAACUGGAGGUUCGUGAAUCCAAGUGACCUAAUACGACUCAAACUUAACACCUGUUGCAUUAAUCGUACGAACAGACCAGAUGCAUAAAGCACACGGAUGAAUGUUUCUG